CAACAUUUUUCUAUGGGAGUAUGUUGAAGAAGGCUGGAUACGUAAAUAACGAGUUAAUUCACAUUGUCGAUUUGCAUAAAACAAUAAUUGAAUUGGCUGGAGCUACAACUGAGUCUGAUAUUGAUGGUAUGGAUAUGUGGAAGACAAUCUCAAAAGGUGAACCAUCGCCAAGAACGGAAUUUGUAUAUAAUAUCGAUGAUAACGAGUUGUCCCCUGGUGCUGCCAUCAGGGUCGGGGAUUAUAAACUCAUUACAGGACAUCCGGAUUUAAUGUAUCCAUUUCGAUUGUUGAACAGAUCAGAUGAUUGGUACAACUAUGGUGACGAACCUAUUAGCGGGAUUCUCCUUCCUCCAACUGGAAAUGAACCACCCCCAGCAAACGUGACAUACUUGUUCAAUAUCAUAGAUGAUCCUGAAGAAAGAAAUAACCUCGCGGACGUUUAUCCAAACAAAGUAGAAGAGUUACGCCAUCGCUUGGACGAAUACCGUGAACAUCUAGUCCCACCAGAGAGCCGAAUUUUUGACCCAUCCGGUGACGCCGUGAAUUUUGGUGGCGUUUGGUCGCCUGGCUGGUGUUAGAGAUAAUGAUGCAUAUAUCCCAAGCAUGCUACCCAAACCUAUUAUAUUAUUAUAUUACGUGUUAUCACUGCCAGUCUCAUAAAGCACGCUUAGAGUGUCGUUGUUGUACCUA
Messenger RNA from Saccoglossus kowalevskii, 690 nucleotides. RefSeq names its product arylsulfatase B-like. Gene Ontology annotation, molecular function: sulfuric ester hydrolase activity. Lineage: Eukaryota; Metazoa; Hemichordata; Enteropneusta; Harrimaniidae. The record is from RefSeq and is a predicted model, not a curated record.